AGCGUCAUCUGAAGUCUUGAAGUAAUGCGAUGGUGCCCUAAACGACGGACAAAGAACUGAAAAGUGCCAGAAUGCGCGCGUUUCAUGGUGUCUGGCAGGGCAACCUUUCAGCAUCGCGGUACCGUCCUCGUGUCACGUCCCUUCUCUCCAUAGGGUCUUCGGUGUCAUAGCCGUCGAAGAGACCGGGGUGUCUGGCUGGCUGAGGGGAGAUAUGUGUGUGCUUGCGCCUGCGUGACGGCUGAAGCGGAGCUGUUUGAGGAGGUUCAGCUCCCUUUCUGUAGCUUUCUUUUUACCUCCAUAGGAACUCUGCGCGACUGCUGCACGGUGUGGAUUCCCUACGAGGCGCGUGUUGGUGCUUCAAACGCCGUGGCUUUUCGCACACGUCUGCUUUCUCUAGUAGUGAACGAAUCGUACUGAGUUCUCUCGUUGUUCUAUGUGAGUCUUUCUGCAUUCGAUUGCUGCAGCUGCUGAGAGUGUUGUACUGCGACGUAAACAAAGCAGGCGCGUCGCUGUUGCUUCGAGGGGAACAUGGGAGGUUUGCCCUCUCUCCACAUGACAAAGUCCACCCCAGCGUGUACACGGUGCGUUGAUGUGUUUUUCUUCUUUUUUGCUUGGUGUGCCGUGCAGUCAACUCGUAGACGGUUCGAGUCCUCCGGCGCACGAAAGCAACUAUCUGGUCCUGCCGAACAGCACGCUCAGCCCCUCUUCAUGUUUCUCCUCGUUACCACUACUCCCACCACUCUUACCGCUUCUCUUAUUUCUGUUUGGUAGUGCCAUUAAACGCUCAACGUCUCGCACAUUUCUUAACUUUACGCGCUUUGGUGAGAAGUCUAUUAUAAGCAUCACCACCUGCUGCCUUCUUGAUUAGCUCACCGCUUGUAUCAAGUCUGUUCCCCUCAUCUUUCUCGACUCUCUCAGUGCGAGAUAUAUAUUCGAUUGCACCCGAGAAAACGAGAAGGAAGGAAGGAAGAAAACAGCAGUGAAAGCACAACGCCAAGCUCGUACCUUAACUUUUCCUAAAUUCCUCUGUUUCUCUUCGUUGCACCUCUUUUUCAUAAAGUAAAACGAAAAGGGUUGUACGAACAAUGCCGCUCGUGAUCAAUGAGCUGUUCCGCUUCCGGAUGCUGAUGGCAGGUGUGUUCGCUGGCCUCGCCAUGAGCUCCACAUACGGCUUCAGCAUCUUUACUAAUCACAUGAAGUCGCAAUACGGCUUCAACCAAGCGGAUAUCACCACCAUCAGCACCGUGGGUAACUGCUGUGGGUACCUCGUGUUCUUCGCCGGUAUUCUGUUCGAUUACACCGGUCCGAAGGUGCUUUUUGUCGUUUCGGGAGUAUUGGGCUUCCUUGGCUACGUACUCUUUGGUUUGGCUUUUGAUGGCAAGAUCACGAGCAACAGCAAGGAGGUGGCGCUGAUCCAGUUCUGCAUCUUCAACGCCAUUCUCUACUUCGGCUGCCCUUCCAUGGACGUGGCUACGCUGAUGCCGCUCAUGGCGAACUUCCCCUUGGAGCGCGGCUACAUGGUCAUCAUCGAGAAAACCUUCUCCGGCCUUGGCACCUCGGUAUUGAUGGUGUACUUCAACGGGUGGUUUGCGAACACGACGGACCCGCUCAAGAGUCACUUCUCCGGCUACGCGUACUUUGUUGGUGCGCAGAUUCUCUUGUGCGCGCUGCUCGGCUGCUACUUCAUCGAUUUGCCUCCGUACAUCCCUUGCCAGUACCGCAAGAACCGCCUCACGGAAGAACAGGCUGCGGAGCGGCAGAGGACGCUGACCGUUUAUAAUUCUCAGCACGCCCCGCUGCGCCGGCUGUACAUCGGCUGCGCCAUCGUCGGUGCGAACCUUGUUUUCCUCACCGUGAACUCCAUCGUCACGGGCUACAUCCCCACCACGAAGAACGGCUACAUCGCCAGCUCGGUGGUAGCGGUGGCGCUGCUCGCCUGCUUUGCGAUUAUGGCGCUGCCCAUCCAAGCGCUGGGUCAUUACCCUGUGAUUAAGCGUGCGCAUCCGCACUUCCCCGGUCUGGGCUACACCGACGAUCACGAGGACGAUUUUGCAGAUAUCGACGCCAUGGUGGCCAUGGAGGCGGUGGCGGCGGCAGAGAAACUGGAGGAGGACAGCGCCAACGCCAUGCCACAGCAGCCGGUAGAGGGAAUGGAGGUGCAGGUGGGCAAUGCUGCUGGCAUGAACUCCGCUGCUGCUGCUGCGCGGUCGCCUGCGGAGAACACCCUCGCCGAGGCUCAGCACGGCAACAAUGGUGCUGCGGUCGGUGAUUGCGAACCUGUAAAGAAGGCGCCGAAGCCGCCGGUGAACAGCGCCGUCGGCAAUCCGCAGUACACCUCCACUUUCUGGCACAACCUUCUCACAAUUGAUAUCUGGCUUUUCUGGAUCAGCUUCUUUGGCGUGUGGGGCACCGGUACGGUGAUGCAGAUGAACGCGGCGCAGCUGUACCGCAGUAUCAACUACGGUGUCUACGAGCAGUCGAGUGUGACGCUGUACGUCGCACUUAUCGGCGUGGGUAGCGCUAUUGGUCGGGUGGUGUCCGGUGUUCUGGAUAUGUACAUGACGAUGCGCAAGCGCGACGGCAAGAAGGAGAUCCUCAUCACGGCCUUCUUCCCGGUCGGCUGCAUCCUGUUAUCCAUCGCUUACCUCUUCUUUGCGGUGAUGCCGGCCAACGGUCUCAUCCUCCCUUUCCUGGUGGGCGCCAUCGGCACCGGCAUGGGCUGGGGCCUCGGCGCCCUCUGCGUCCGCACCGUCUACGCCAAUGACAUCGGCAAGCACUACAACUUCAUGUUUUCCUCCGGCUUCGUCUGCACCAUCGCCUUGAAUCGCUUCAUGUUCGGCACCAUGUACGACAAUGAGGCGAGGCGGCUCAACACGCUGCCCAACUGCAACCAGCCGUCAUGCGUGCGCAACCAGAUGUUUAUUGUGAUGGCAGUGAACGCCCUCUCCGCGGUGACCGCCUUUCUCGUGCACCUCCGUUUCAGCCGCUUCGUGGUGCGUGAGCGGGCGAAGCAAGCUCAGGAGAUGACGGCUGCGGAGGCCGCCCCUGUGGAGACGCUGCCGGACCGCAUGCCCAUCGAGGAGAGCUCAGAGACUCAUCAGUAG
Molecule: messenger RNA, 3104 nt
Organism: Leptomonas pyrrhocoris
Lineage: Eukaryota; Euglenozoa; Kinetoplastea; Trypanosomatida; Trypanosomatidae
Exons: 1
Coding region: 1086-3104 (672 amino acids)
Cellular component (GO): membrane
Source: RefSeq, a predicted model, not a curated record